This is a messenger RNA of Pimephales promelas (fathead minnow), 1507 nucleotides long. The record is from RefSeq and is a predicted model, not a curated record. NCBI's taxonomy places the organism in Eukaryota, Metazoa, Chordata, Actinopteri, Cypriniformes, Leuciscidae.
UUUGUGUCUUGUUCUCCACUUCUACAUUAGACCUUGUCUAGGAUAGAACGAUGUCUGUCAGCUCUAAUUUCAGAACCAUCAGUGUUUAUGGAGGUGCCGGUGGCCAAUCCUCAUCCCCUGAUGGGUUUCUUCACUCUUCUCCAAGGAGAUUGAACCUGGGUGAUGCUUUUGACUCAUCCGCUGGCGAGAAGACCACCAUGCAGGAUUUGAAUAGCCGCCUGGCCUCUUACAUAGAAAAGGUCCACUCACUGGAGAAUGCCAAAGCUGAUCUAGAAACCAAGAUCAGUGACUGGUUUGAGAGUCGCACUGGUGUCACGUUUGAUCACUCCAUUUUCCAGGACACCAUCAAUGACCUGACGAAUGAGAUUCAAUCAACUACUCAAGACAGAGCCUCAAUCAUCCUGAAUUUGGAUAAUGCCAAACUGGCUGCUGAAGACUACCAAUUAAAGUAUGAGAAUGAGCUCGCUAUGAGAAGGACCGUUGAUGCUGACGUCGCCAGUCUAAGGAAAAUUCUGGAUAAGCUUAGGUUGAGUCAGUCAGAUCUGGAGAUGAAGAUUGAGGCUCUGAACGAUGAUCGCGUCAUACUGAAGAGAAACCAUGAGGAGAAGAUGUCCCUGCUGGCUGGGGUUCAGCUGAACGUUUGUGAGGAUGCAGCGCCCCCUACGGACCUGAACCAGGCCAUCGACGAGAUCGGACCAGAAGAUGAGCCUAUCACUGAGAAAACCCAUCAGGAGCUUGAGUCCUGGUUUGAAAACAAGAUCACCACAGUGCAACAGGAGGUGGCCACACAUAAUGAAGAGCUUCAGAAAAGCAGAAUAGAGCUGAGGGAGUUGGCGAGGUCCUUCCGAAGACUACAGACUGAACUGCAGACCAAUCAGAGCACAAGGUCAGCUCUUGUCGAGGAACUGGAGGGCACACAGGCCCGUUACGGAAACGGGUUGGCUAUGCUUCAGGCCACUGUCACAGGCCUAGAGGACCAUCUUAGUCAAUUUCGUGCUGAAAUUGGCCAAAACAAACAAGACUACAAAACGCUGCUGGAGGUAAAGAGCAAACUGGUGCAUGAGAUCACUGGAUGGACUGGAGAGUUCAAGAGACUGCUGGAUGGAGAUGAAAGAGAGUCCCACUAAGUUGCCCCAAAAAUGAUCACAGUGGAAACUGUUGUGAAUAGGAGGGCUGUGGAGAGCAGCGAGACCGUGGAUGUUAAUGAGAAAAAAUGACCAAUCUGCUAAAAAACACAUUGACUUCAAAUGACGACGUCACAUGUCUUACUGUGCACAAUUACACUAUUAAUGAAGAAUUUGGAACUUUACCUUAGAUUGUGAACAUGAUUAUAUGAAAGUAAUUUAGUUUUUUUUCCUGUGCAAACUCUUUCAGCUCUUUGUUUCCAAGUGUUAAAUGACAAGCAUGUAUGCCUGAUGUACUGCAAGCAUCCACAAAUCUCAAAAUGUAUAGGGAUGAAGAAACAAUCAUUUAACAAUAAACACUAAAAAGAUGAGACAAAUCACAA